Indicator indicator is the source of this 2175-nucleotide messenger RNA. It is a transcript of the gene CTSA, whose product is annotated as cathepsin A. Bases 1 to 2061 code for a protein of 686 amino acids. The record is from RefSeq and is a predicted model, not a curated record. Lineage: Eukaryota; Metazoa; Chordata; Aves; Piciformes; Indicatoridae. Gene Ontology annotation, biological process: proteolysis. Gene Ontology annotation, molecular function: serine-type carboxypeptidase activity. The transcript is spliced from 15 exons.
AUGGCCCCACUGGGCAGGGAUGGCCUGGCUGGCUUGGGGGGGGUCCUAGUGCUACAGGACAGGCUCUCGGCCCGCGAAGCCGCUCCCACGUGCGCGCGCGGUGCGCUGAUUGGCCACCCUGCGGGCCCGCCUCGAUCACGUGAUCGCGCGGAGGUCAUAUGGGCGCGUGUCAUGUGCCCGCCUCCGAUCAGCGCCGCCAGGAGCCGGGAUCGCGGGGUCUGCGGGACGGGACCCCGGGGGCGGAAUGGACCGGGAGGGACGGGGGCCAGCCUGGGGGAUUGGGGCCAUCGGGGUGGAACGGCAGCGGCACCAAGCUGGGACUGGAGGAGCAUGAGGGAGUGGGCAGCCCGGCACCGGGGAAGCCAGGGCCAUGCUAGGGUCAGCGGGACGGGACGGGACGGGACGCGGAAGUGGGCUGCUGCCGGGAGCGCGCAAGGGACCGGGCCACUGGGACGGACCGGGCCAGCCAGGCUCCGGGGAACAGGACGGGUCGGGAGGGUGGCACUGAGCCGGGACCGUAAGAAGGACCUGGACUGGCCUGAGGGACCGGGACGGGUCGUGUCCGUCUGGGUUUGGGGCACUUAUGGGACAGCGCCCGUUCCCGGUCAGCAGCGCCCCGAGCCCCCACUCUCCUCCCUGCAGAUGGAGCCGGUGCUGCCGUGGUUGCUGCUGCUGCUGGUGGGGCUGGGCCAAGCUGCCCCCUCGGGCCAUGAGGUGACCUUCCUGCCCGGGCUGGCCAAGCAGCCUGCUUUCCGCCACUUCUCUGGUUACCUCUGUGCCGGACCAGGCAAGCACCUGCAUUACUGGUUUGUGGAGGCCCAGAGCAACCCCCAGAGCAGCCCUUUGGUGCUGUGGCUGAAUGGGGGCCCUGGCUGCAGCUCCAUGGAGGGCUUCCUGAAAGAGCAUGGUCCCUUCAUGAUCCAGCCUGAUGGAGUCACGCUGAAGUACAAUGACUAUGCCUGGAACAAGAUCGCCAACAUGCUCUACCUGGAGUCUCCUGCUGGCGUUGGCUUCUCAUACUCCGAGGACAAGAACUAUGUCACAAAUGACACGGAGGUUGCUCACAACAACUACCUGGCACUGAAGGACUUCCUGCGGCUCUUCCCCGAGUACGCCAAGAACGAUCUCUUCCUCACUGGGGAGAGCUAUGGGGGCAUCUAUAUCCCCACGCUAGCUGAGUGGGUGAUGCAGGACCCCAGCCUCAACUUGAAGGGAAUCGCUGUGGGAAACGGCCUCUCCUCGUACGAGAUCAACGACAACUCCCUGGUUUACUUUGCCUAUUACCACGGGCUGCUGGGCACCGAGCUGUGGCGGGACUUGCAGGCCUUCUGCUGCUCCCAGGGAAAGUGCAACUUCCAUGACAACUCCAACUUGAACUGUACCCUCAAGAUGCAGGAGACGAUUCAGAUCGUGGAGGAGUCUGGUCUCAACAUCUAUAACCUCUAUGCCCCAUGCGAUGGUGGUGUCCCUGGGAGCAUGAGGUACGAGGGUGACCGUCUUGUCACACAUGACUUGGGCAACUCCUUCAUCCGGAUGCCAAUGAGGUUCUCCUGGCGGCAGAACCUGUUCCGGAUGCCAGUAGCUCAAAAACAAGUCCGGAUGGACCCACCUUGUACCAACUCCACUGCUCUCAGGGUGUAUCUGAACUCUCCGGAGGUGAAGAAGGCUCUCCACAUCUCCCCCGACGCCCUGGACUGGGAUGUGUGCAGCUUCGAGGUGAACCGCAGCUACAAGCGCCUCUACAUGCAGAUGAACGACCAGUACCUGAAGCUGCUGGGAGCCAUGAAAUACCGGAUCCUGGUGUACAAUGGCGACGUUGACAUGGCCUGCAACUUCCUCGGUGAUGAGUGGUUUGUGGACUCCCUCUGCCAGAAGGUGCAGGUGGCUCGCCGGCCCUGGCUCUACAGUGAGCGAGGGGAGAACCAGAUCGGGGGCUUUGUGAAGGAAUUCACCAACAUUGCCUUCCUCACCGUCAAGGGAGCCGGCCACAUGGUGCCCACGGACCGGCCGCUCGCUGCCUUCACCAUGUUCAGCCGCUUCAUUAAGAAUGAGCCUUAUUAGUGUCUGUGGGGGCAGUGCCCGGCUGCCCACCUGCCCUCACCGCUGGUACCUCCUGCAUCGCCUGUCCUGGCUGUGCCUGGGCUCCCUGCACUGUUGAACGGGGUCACUGCUGUG